Messenger RNA from Anguilla anguilla (European eel), 2492 nucleotides. Its product is annotated as methyltransferase-like protein 24. Lineage: Eukaryota; Metazoa; Chordata; Actinopteri; Anguilliformes; Anguillidae. The transcript is spliced from 5 exons. Bases 707 to 1792 code for a protein of 361 amino acids. The record is from RefSeq and is a predicted model, not a curated record.
CAUGUAGCCAACAGCAGCUCUGUACGGGUGCCGUGCAGACAUGUGAGAGGCAUUUAGCAUCACGCAAGGGAAUGCUACCAUUAGUUAUGGCCAUGGUCUUUGUAAGUCACUAUUCUAUUCUUAUUAUUGUUAGUUGUGGAUAGCCUGAAUUUUUUAGUUGUCAGAUGGUGUGUGGCCGCGUAGCUACUGACCGUCAAGUCAAACACGUUCUCUGUCACGACCGUGUCCCUUUUGUCUGACGGCCAAGUUCUGUUAUGGCACAAGCUAACACUGUUUAGCCGUUGUGGUAUGCGCAUUUAACCUAGUUAUUAAGCAUAGCUUUUCAAUUUUGGACAAUGUUCAACCAGGGUUGAGAAGAAUGAAUCGGAAUCUGCUGUAGUCUGGACACACAAAAGUUAAACGAGGUCAAAACAAGUUUCUCGUAAAACGGAGGAGUUAGAAGUAGCCUACUUUCGAAUCUGUCCUGACUGUAACAUUUCUCAAAUUUUAUUACUCUUUCAAGGAAUGUUGUUGUGUCACCUUUGCCCUCGCAGUGAGGAGGGGGGUGGACGCGGCACACUCAUGUUUAGGAAUGCUUGGGAAAUUUGUGACAGCGCUUGCCCACUCCCACCCCCUGUGUCCGACCACAGACGAGCUGCAGUCUCAGGCCAAGCUGGUCGCUUAAUAGGUGGCAGCACAGCGACAUGGUCUGUGGAGGGACGGAGGCAUGCAAGUCGGAAGCAACAGCGAUCUCCGCCGCUUCAUCCUGCGGCUCUGCCUCCUUGUCUUGCCACUUUUCCUGGUCCUGCAACUGCUGGUCGGACUGAAGGUGCCGAGUGCUCGCCGAGUCGGUUCCUCAGAAGAAUUUGGCUUUACCAUCAUUAGCAUCGCUAGUGGUCGUGGUGCCAUCUCGCCGGACAAGAGUUUCCAGGCAAGGGCCGCUGAGAGUGGGGGGCCGGAGUUGUGGGACGAGGAGGUGGGGCCAAGGACGGUCUCUGGCCCGAACGGGUAUGAGGAUGAAAACGAAAUGACCGCACGGCAGGGGCGUGCUGGCCGGCAGGUGGAGCUACAGCCUUGGGCGGCUGGGCAGCCAUCAUUCACAGCAGAAGUGGAGCGAUUCAUCUCUUAUAUCACCACCCCGCAGGCGCACUGCACGCAGACGCUUGUUCCAGGUGACCCCCAGGGCGAGCGGACUUCAGAAGGCCUGUGGACUCUGUGUGUGGAGGGCUGGAAUCUGCCAGCAGCAAAGCUGCAAUCAUGUGUUGCUUACUCCUUCAGUUUGGGACAAAAGGACGAGGCGUUUGUGAAGAGGAUGUUGUGGGCAGGGUGUGAGGUGCACCAGUUUGACCCAGGCAGGAGGCAGCUGCCUGCUCCCGGCCCGGUCCACCGCCACCACACCUGGCUGGAUUGGCGCAGCCCUCGUGACAGCCAGCAUGCAGCGCUCAGGGACGCCACGCCCAGAAAGCUUAGCGCCAUCAUGGAUGCACUGGGACAUGGCAAGGUCCAGUUCAUCAAUGCAGACCUGGAGAGUGCAGAAUGGAAAGUUCUGGAGAGCUGGGUCAUGGACGGCACCCUGGGUCGGAUCCAGCAGCUGGUUCUGACAGUACACCUGCAAUGGGCCGGUUUUGAGGUCGGAGGCAAUAAUGCAGAGGUGAUAAGGUUCUGGUACAGCGUGAUUCAGGCACUGCACAUGGCCGGGUUCCGCCUGCUGCACAGCUUCCAAGGACCGGGUCAGACCAUACUGGGGCAUACUCUGCCAGACAUGCACAGCACCUACACUCUAAGUUGGGUCAACACCAGGGCACACCACUAAGUCUUACUUUCUCCAAAAAAAUUAUUAAACAUCUUCAGGGAUCCAUACACGAAAUGCAACCGUGACAAGUUUUUGCCAGUGUUUUGUUGCAGCUCUGAAUUUCGUGAGCUUUCUCCUGUUAUGUCGCGGUUGUCGCAUCCCAGAACUGAACAUCAUGUACUGCAGAUUAAGUACCAGAGCCUAGCAGGUGCUACUGCCUCUAGUGCCAGUGGGCGGUAUUGUCGUUACUUUGUCCUGCCCCACGUCCUAAGGGAGUGGAAUGUUUGAGACAUCGGAAUGUUUUGACCUCAUGUGGGAUCUGUGGCCGAUGAAGUGGAGACCGAGUUUUCAUACACGAGGAACUUUUUCGUGUCUAAUUUAAAAUGGUGUCAAAUAAUCGGUGGCGGUUUUUGAGCUGAAAAUUUGGUGGGGCAGACAACUUUCCUUUAAACUGAUCGUUGGUCUCGAACUGUUUUGAUUAAUCACUGUAUUGAUAAUAAAGAAAAAUGACAGAACAGGUUGAAAUCAAUAAUCAGUUUAAGGGGAAGUUUUCUGCCCCACCAAUUUUAAACUCACCACCGACCACUGCAAAUAAUCUCUUGGAAGUUUGAAUUGUUCCAAAUGUGUUUCUGAUUUGUGUACAUUUUGUAAAUGUGUGCCGUUUGUGAUGCCUAAAUAAAAAUCUGCCUUGGAAGGUUCGCAAAAAUGAAUGGCGAACUAA